This is a messenger RNA of Sinocyclocheilus anshuiensis, 671 nucleotides long. RefSeq names its product desmoglein-2-like. The record is from RefSeq and is a predicted model, not a curated record. Gene Ontology annotation, molecular function: calcium ion binding. Lineage: Eukaryota; Metazoa; Chordata; Actinopteri; Cypriniformes; Cyprinidae. Gene Ontology annotation, biological process: homophilic cell-cell adhesion. Bases 42 to 671 code for a protein of 209 amino acids. The transcript has 6 exons. Gene Ontology annotation, cellular component: desmosome; plasma membrane.
GUCAAAGUUCCGCGAGUAACGGCAGCAGCAAGCGGCGGAGAAUGGCGAAGAUCUGCGGCAUUAUACUGUUCGUAGCGCUGAUUCUGGCGAUACUGAACACUUCAGCGUCUGAAGGACAACAGAAGAAAAUCAGACAGAAGAGAGAGUGGAUUAUCCCACCACACAAACUGAGGGAAAAUUUCGAUUAUACGUAUCGGGAAUACAUAGCCAAAAUCCGUUCAGAUGAGGAGACCAGGACGAGUAUACGAUAUUCACUGACUGGAUCUGGUGCUGACCAGCCACCCUUUAACUUGUUCACUGUUAAUAGAGAGACUGGCUUGGUCAAGAUCCACGGAGUGUUAGACAGAGAGAAAACUCCCAUUUAUUAUCUCCGAGGGGUUGCCAGGUUUCUGAAUGGCAGUCAUGCUGAGAAAGAUAUUGAUUUGAGAAUCGUGGUGGAGGAUGAGAACGAUAAUGCUCCUGUGUUUAACCUGACAACCGGAGCUGUUUAUGAGCAGAGCGCAAUAGCUGAGUUUGUAACGAUGGUCACCGCAACAGACGCAGAUCAAGAAGGAACUCUGCAUACAAAAAUCGCCUACAGCAUUGUUAAACAGCAUCCCGAGAACAUGUUCUACAUUAAUCGAGAAACUGGUGGGAUACAUCGUCUCUGCAAAACCUGCAUUACAUUCUGA